Molecule: messenger RNA, 11465 nt
Organism: Mercenaria mercenaria
Lineage: Eukaryota; Metazoa; Mollusca; Bivalvia; Venerida; Veneridae
Product: SID1 transmembrane family member 1-like
Exons: 23
Coding region: 58-2604 (848 amino acids)
Cellular component (GO): membrane
Source: RefSeq, a predicted model, not a curated record
AGUGAAAGUUGUUUUGAACAGGAAGAGGAAGAGUGGAUUUAUUUUAUCAAAAACAAAAUGACAGUUGUAAUAAAACGAAGAAUUUACCCUUACAUUACGUUAACAACUUAUUUACUUCAUUUUCUUGCUUCAAGCAGCGUUAGUUUAGCAACGGAAGAAGGAAGUAAAUACAAACUUGUGCAGACCGCCAGAUUACUGGGUCUCAAUUUGAUAGAACCACUUCCUGCUCAGUUUAACACGACUUACCAUGGAGAUGUCACAGACAAUAGAAACGUUAUAUACAGUUAUACAGCAACAGAUACUAAGACACGUGCAGUGCGGAUAUUUACAACAGCAAAUGAGAGUGAGAAAGAUUACCCGACCAUAGUUGUCAUCCGGCAAGCAAGAAGUGUUAUGUCCUGGCAAAUACCUCUGUUGAUGCAAGAUUCAAGUUUAUUAUACGAAUAUGAAAGUGUUAGUCGCACACUUUGUCCAGUGGACACAAAUCAUACAGAGCAGAAAAUAAACGUGGAGAUUUCAACACAGUCCAAGAAAAAUGUCUCGUAUACACUUAAGGCAAUCCUUCAGGAUAACUUCAUGAUAGAGACAGAUAAACAUGAGGUAACAAGUUCACCGUCUAAUCCUGUGUUUGCCAAGUAUACAUUUCCUGAAGGUGUUCAGUCUGUGCUUGUUAGAGCAACAUCUGCAGAUACAAUAUGUGCUGUACUCUCCAUCCAGAAUACUAAGUGCCCUGUGUUUGACUUGGACACUGAUGUGAAGUACCAGGGAAAAUAUCAGACUAUGACAACCCAAGGGGCUAUCACUAUAGAGAAGUCAGAUUACAAAAGUGGCUCUUUCUUUGUUGUUCUUGUGGUGAAGCCAAAUGAUUAUGACUGUACUGAUGGAAUUAAUCAGAUGCCACCAGCAGGGGUCAGUACUACCAGGCAAAAAAAUGUCACCAUAAACAUUAGCAAAACCAUAUCAAGUUCUCAGUAUUACAGAGCCACGUUGAUUGCGGCAGCAUUUUUUGCAGCAUUUUAUGUGGUUGCUCUUCUGAUAGGAAUAUUCUAUCAUGGAUGCAAGGAGAAUUGGGGUAUCAUUGAUUUGACAACAUUUGAAACUUCAAUGAAUCAAGAAGAGUUAAAAGAACCUGUUGCAGAUAGUAGUGCCAUACGUGGGAGCAGAACCCAAGAUGACACAAGACAACCUAUUAUAGAAAAUAGAGGUGGAAUGGGAGGUGGAGCCCAAGGAUAUGGUUCUAUCUCAAAUCCCGCCUCAAAUCCUGCCUCUAGAUCAGCAACUGACCAAUCAAAUGCCAGGGCUGAAGAUCAGGAGUCAAUCAAUUCAGAAGAUUUUGACAUGGUCAAAGAUGCUGACCAGGAUAAGAAUAUUUUCAGAACAAAAACUGCCCUGUUUGUAGUUGAUCUUGCAAGAAAAAAUGAGAAAAGAGCGGAUAAAACCUAUAAACUCUACUACAAAAACUUGUUCAUCAUUGCAGUAUUUUAUGGGUUGCCAGUGAUACAGCUUGUUAUGACCUAUCAGACGGUUUUGAAUUUCACUGGGGACCAGGAUAUAUGUUACUACAACUUUGCAUGUGCCCAUCCACUGGGCAGAGUUAGCUCAUUCAACAACAUCUAUAGUAACAUAGGAUAUAUUCUCCUGGGCAUACUCUUCCUUAUCCUUGUUGCAAGAAGGGAAUUGUUACACAGGAAAGCUGUAGAGAGAAGUGAGGGUAGACACAAGAAGUUUGGAAUACCACAGCAUUUUGGUUUGUUUUAUGCAAUGGGGUUUGCCCUGUGUAUGGAAGGAAUUAUGAGUGCUUGUUACCAUGUGUGCCCUACAGUCUCUAACUUUCAGUUUGACACAUCAUUUAUGUAUAUCAUAGCAUGUCUAUGUAUAUUGAAGAUCUACCAGAAUCGUCACCCAGAUAUCAGCGCUAAAGCUCACUUCUCGUACACUGUCAUGGCCAUAGUCAUUAUUAUAGCUGUCAUUGGUGUGGUCUAUGGAACAAAUAUAUUCUGGAUAUUGUUUGCGAUAGUGUAUCUUGGAGCCUCACUUGUUCUCAGUGUGCACCUAUACUACAUGGGCAGGUGGCAAAUAGAUCGUUACAUAUGUAACAGACUUUGGUUAAUGAUAAUAUCGGACUGGUUGAAAUGUAGCAGGCCAGUUUAUGGGAGUCGCCUUAUCCUACUCAUUCUUGGAAAUGCUGUGAACUGGGGCAUUGCAAUAUAUGGUAUAGCCAAGAACCAGACCAAGACCUCAGAUUUUGCCAGUUACCUGCUUUCUAUAUUCAUUGUCAACCUUCUUCUGUAUACAAUUUAUUAUCUUGUUUCUAAGAUGUGGGCGAGAGAGAAGAUACCCAAGUUGACAAUAUUAUUCAUACUACUUGCUGCGGUCACCUGGGGAUUUGCUCUGUAUUUCUUUGUGGCUCAUCUAACCACCUGGCAGCUAUCACCUGCUGGGUCACGUGAAGGGAACAAGGAAUGUAUUCUGUUCCAGUUUUAUGACAAACAUGAUGUCUGGCAUUUCCUGUCUGCAAUAAGCCUCUUUUUCUCCUUCCUGAUUUUACUCACCUUAGACGAUGAAAUCAUCCUGACAAGGAGAGACAAAAUCCCAGUGUUCUGAUUACUGGGUAAAAUUCAAUGCUACGAAAAUAUCACCCACAGUGCCACGUUAAGCCUUCUCAUGUGAUACAUAUAUUGUGCUUUAGUGUUUAGUGUCUGUUAAUCCUGAUUGAUAUUCCAGAAUAAGUAUCUCAGCUCAUCUUAAGUGAGAUUUAACAUUCCACAAUACUAUGGAACUUAUACUCAAAAACUUAUAGUAUCUGAAUAACCAUGUGUGAGAUUUUUUAUAUUCCAUAAUAGUUACUUUACAGAUAACUCUGCAAGACAACACCUGUGAACGGAGACCGUGUGACUCUAAACACCUCCAGUUUUAUUUCUGAUUUAAACAUUGAAACCAGUAUUUGACUCGGGUAACUAAUGUGAACAUUGAUCUGUAGUGUAUUUUGACCUGUGAAUAACAGCUUCCUCCUUGUAAAAGACCAUGUUUUGGCUUGUCCAGAUGUAUGUGCAGGUUUGAUGGUAUUGUUGAAUACCUGAAUGAAGUUUCUGUUGAAUUCUUAAAGUGUUUUAAGUUCAUAGUAAUUUAAAGAAUGGGGCAUUGGUUCUAUACAUUCCAUUAUGAGUAAUAAUAUGGCAGGUAUAAAAUGUGUUCCUUGUUGUUUGAUGUUUAUACAACCCAUGAUGCCAAACAAUCUUAGAUUUUUAAAUCUAGACAAAUAUAUUGUAUAAGUCUGCCUUUUUUUCAUUUGAUAUUUUUUUAGUUUCUUUUAUGACUUAAAAAAACAACAAAAAAACUAGGAAUUUGCAAUAUAUGGUACCCAAGCUGUUUGUGUAUUCAGUAUGUAGAUCCAAUUCCACCAUUUUAAGAUUAUGUCCUAAAUUCUAAAAUAUUAGACUCUGUCCAUGACAACUAUGCUAUUACCUCCUGAUAACCUGUCUGCUUGAUAUCAGCACAUUCCAAACAUUACCUGAAUGUCAUUUGACAUUCCAUUUUAUUUCAUUUUUUUAUCAUGCAUAACUGCUGAUAUAUUGCUAAGCCAAACUCACAUUGCUAUUUUCUGCAUUGUUAGAAGCUGCUGUUUCCUAAAUAUUUGACAUGCUAAGAUUUAAUAUGUAUGUGAGUAUGUGUACAUGUAGAAUUGUAUUACCAGUAUACUCUUUCUGAAUGACUUGCCAGUCAGUAGUCAAAACUAUUGCCCAAGAGUUGAAGUACCAAGGGCCAGUAGUUUUGACUAUUGACCUGCAUGCUAUUCAAUAACUGUUUCAUUACAUGACAUCAGAAAUAUUUUCUUUCCUUUUUUCUUCAAGUUUGAAUUUAGUAUUGUUCUACUGACUGGCGAGUAGCACGAACUGUGGACCAGCAAUUUAUAUAAGGAGUCAUUGUAAUAAUAUACACAAUAUGUGUAGUACCUGUGUGUCGAGGUAGAAAACAUUGCUAUUAAAUUAGAGAAUAUUGCUUCUUUAACGAAAUUUAGACUAACACAUUUAUAAAACAUUUGCCAUAUCUUAUUUUGCUGUGCCAGAACAUGUCUUUUUACCUGUGGUAAGCCUAUUGAUAAACUAUUUAGACAUUGAGUGGACUCUUAAUAUUAUAAUGAUUUACUUCACAUAUGUAUACAUGUACACCUGUUGAAAUGUCUGCCUCUCUGAUGACAUAUGCUUUGAUUUUACUACUGUUUUUUUUUGUUUUGUUUUUAGCUCACCUGUCACAAAGUGACAAGGUGAGCUUUUGUGAUCGCGCGGCGUCCGUCGUCCGUCGUCCGUCCGUGCGUCCGUAAACUUUUGCUUGUGACCACUCUAGAGGUCACAUUUUUCAUGGGAUCUUUAUGAAAGUUGGUCAGAAUGUUCACCUUGAUGAUAUCUAGGUCAAGUUCGAAACUGGGUCACGUGCCAUCAAAAACUAGGUCAGUAGGUCUAAAAAUAGAAAAACCUUGUGACCUCUCUAGAGGCCAUAUAUUUCACAAGAUCUUCAUGAAAAUUGGUCAGAAUGUUCACCUUGAUGAUAUCUAGGUCAGGUUCGAAACUGGGUCACGUGGGGUCAAAAACUAGGUCAGUAGGUCUAAAAAUAGAAAAACCUUGUGACCUCUCUAGAGGCCAUAUUUUUCAUGAGAUCUUCAUGAAUAUUGUUUAGAAUGUUCACCUUGAUGAUAUCUAGGUCAAGUUCGAAACUGGGUCAGGUGGGGUCAAAAACUAGGUCAUUAGGUCUAAAAAUAGAAAAACCUUUUGACCUCUCUAGAGGCCAUAUUUCUCAAUGGAUCUUAAUGAAAAUUGGUCAGAAUGUUCACCUUGAUGAUAUCUAGGUCAAAUUCGAAACUGGGUCACGUGGGGGUAAAAACUAGGUCAGUAGAUCUAAACAUAGAAAAACCUUGUGACCUCUCUAGAGGCCAUAUUUUUCAUGAGAUCUUCAUGAAUGUUGGUCAGAAUGUUCACCUUAAUGAUAUCUAGGUCAAGUUUAAUACUGGGUCAUGUUGGAUCAAAAACUAGGUCAGUAGGUCUAAAAAUAGAAAAACCUUGUGACCUCUCUAGAGGCCAUAUUUCUCAAUGGAUCUUCAUGAAAAUUGGUCAGAAUGUUCACCUUGAUGAUAUCUAGGUCAAGUUCGAAACUGGGUCACAUGCGGUCAAAAACUAGGUCAGUAGGUCUAAAAAUAGAAAAACCUUGUGACCUCUCUAGAGGCCAUAUUUUUCAAUGGAUCUUCAGGAAAAUUGGUCAGAAUGUUUACCUUGAUGAUAUCUAGAUCAAGUUCGAAACUGGGUCACGUGGGGUUAAAAACUAGGUCAGUAGAUCUAAAAAUAGAAAAACCUUGUGACCUCUCUAGAGGCCAUAUUUUUCAUGAGAUCUUCAUGAAUAUUGGUCAGAAUGUUCACCUUGAUGAUAUCUAGGUCAGGUUCGAAACUGGGUCACGUGGGGUCAAAAACUAGGUCAGUAGGUCUAAAAAUAGAAAAACCUUGUGACCUCUCUAGAGGCCAUAUUUCUCAAUGGAUCUUCAUGAAAACUGGUGAGAAUAUUCAGCUUGAUGAUAUCUAGGUCAGGUUCAUAACUGGGUCAUGUGCGGUCAAAAACUAGGUCAGUAGGUCGAAAAAUAGAAAAACCUUGUGACCUCUCUAGAGGCCAUAUUUUUCAUGAGAUCUUCUUGAAAAUUGGUGAGAAUGUUCAUCUUGAUGAUAUCUAGGUCAAGUUUAAAAGUGGGUCACGUGCCUUCAAAAACUAGGUCAUUAGGUCAAAUAAUAGAAAAAGCUUGUGACCUCUCUAGAGGCCAUAUUUUUCAAUGGAUCUUCAUGAAAAUUGGUCAGAAUUUUUUAUCUUGAUGAUAUCUAGGUCACAUGUGCUCAAAAACUAGGUCACUAUGUCAAAUAAUAGAAAUAACGACGUCAUACUCAGUUCAACACUGGGUCUUGUGGGGAUAGGUGAGCGAUUCAGGACCAUCAUGGUCCUCUUGUUUAAAUACUUUAAUCCGCAGAAAAUGUUUUCAGGCGAUAAAAGGAAUUUUGAUUUUUUUCUGCACAGAACUAGAUCAAUAUUAAAUUGAGCGUUCAUUUUCUAUUCAAAACUAAUAUCUUUGAAACUUUUUAAGUUUUAAAACUUAGAUGACACAUUACAUAAUUAAUGGCUACAAUUUUCAUACUAGAUAAAAGUUUACUUCUACUAUUUGAAGAGUGUAAGUUUUGUUUACCUUGGAGAAGAGCUGAAUGAUAAAUUACAUGAUGCAGUGAUGACACUUUUUGUUUUAUAAGAUACAUGAAUUAUGAUUAAAAGAAAAUUAUAUGUAGAUUAUGUAUGUAUCAUCUCAUAUGUAUUUGUUUGUAUGAGAGAAAGACAAAAAUCAUUUACUGGUUCAAUACAGUGUAUAAUAUAUAGUAAAACAUGUAUUAAGCAGUCAGCCAAGGGUGUUUUACAAUCUGUCAGUUUCAAGAAGAUGACUGACUGAUACAAGUUUUUUUUGGUGAAGAAGAAUGAUUGACUGCUUAAGACAAGUUGUUUCUUAAUACAGGUGACCACUAUGACAGGUUCAACUGCAUUGUUCAACUGUAUAUUAAAAUAACUUGUUGUUGAUAAUGGAUUUUGCUACAGUAAUAAAUAUUAUGUCUUAGAUAUGAGAAUUAUUUUUAAUGUCUGACUUUUUCUGGCAUUAGAGUCAUAUAUCUGCUUCAAACUAUUACAUAAUUAUGUUGUUUUUCUUUCGCCUGUCUUUCUGCAUGAAUCUGAAUAGAGUCCUGCUGAAAGUUCAAUAUCACACUUUGGGUUCAAGUGUAAUAUUCUAUUGUCAAAGGGAAAUUACUUACUGGAAACAAACUUCUGUAUCCUAACAUGAUUUAGUGGGCCACUCAAUGACCUAUGGACACAUUCCUAAUUUUAAUAUAUAAAGUCUGAGUGAGAGUGACUUUUAAAUUCUUGUUUAGAUCUUGCAUUGAAUUAUAAAAUUACCAGAUUAAUUUGUAGGUUAAGCUUGGUCAUGCACAUAGAGUCUCCAGUUUUUGUUGGACUGCAACAACGCUUUUCAGAAACCUCUGACUAACUCGUAACUUUAUUACAGAAAUAAGCUGGGUUACAUGAAAAAUCCAUGACAAGUAAAGGAAUAAGCUUAAACAAUAAGAGCGUUAUUAUUUGAUAUAGGAAUAACAAAUCCAGUGUGAGCACAAUUUAACUUUACUGUUGUAUUUGUAGCUUUAAAGGGGCACACCUUUAGGUUAAUGUCAAAUUUUCAAAAUUUAGAAAACACUUCCAUUAUUUAGUACUAACUUGUAAAUAAGAAAGUUAGUCCUAGACAGUAUAUAUUUAUAAAAAAAAAUCUUCUUGAGUUACUAGAAUACAGUAAAACCAUUUAUUUGUAAGCACAAAAUUCUGUGGUUUGACCCAGAACAGGUACAGCCAAACCUGUCUAUAAAGUCAACCCUUGGGAGAGCCAAAAUGUUGUCUAUUGGUGGGUGGUCUUUAUUCACAGGUUAAAUACACUGUAAAUGUUAAAAUGGGAAACAAAACAUGUGGUCUUUAGAGCCAGGUGGUCUCUGUUCACAGGUGGUCUUUAACACAGGUUUGACUUUACUUUGUUGGGAUAAGUUGUCAUGGAUUUCAGCUUGAAUACAAAAGGAAUGGAAAUUUUACUUGUCCAUUGGGGUUUAAUUUCGUUGAUUGACUCAACCAUGAAAAGAUAAAUCAAACAUGUUAAAGGUUUCACAAUGACUAGAAAAUCUUUAAAGCUUCAGUCAUAGAAAUGUUAUGUAAAAUGAAAAAAUAUUUAUCUGUAUAUAGUAUCAUAUAAUAAUAUAUUUGAUUUUGAUAUUUUAUUUGCUUUACUGUCUGUUUUAUAAUUUAAGAUAUUGUUAUGUUUUUUUCUUUUUUAGCUCACCUGAGCACAAAGUGCUCAUGAUGAGCUAUUGUGACCACACUGUGUCUGUCAAUUCAUCCUUCCAUCGUCAACAUUUGUGUUUAAACAACAUCUCCUCCAAAACCAAUGAGUGGAUUUUGAUGAAACUUGGCCAUGAUGUUCCUUGGGUGGUCCUCUACCAAAUUUGUUCAAACGGUUCCACUUGGUUGCACAUAGGGGCUGCCAGAGCUAAAAAUAGAAAAAACUUCAAACAACAUCUCCUCCUAAACCAAUGGUUCGAUUUUGAAAUAAUUUCACACAAAUGGUUCUUAUGUCACCCUCAACCAAGAUUGUUCAAAUUAUACCAAUUCGUCGAAAAACAUGGCCGCUAGAGGGCGUGGUCACUUUUUCCUAUAUGUAUAUAAUACAUAUAUUAUAAUAGAAUAAUUUUACACAAAUGGUCCUUGUGUGACCCUCUACCAAGAUUGUUCAAAUUAUUUUGUCGCCAGAGGGCGUGGUCACUUUUCCCUUAUAUGUAUAUAAUGGAAACUAAAAAUCUUCUUGUGUGAAACUGCUUGUCCGAUUUUAGAAUUAUUUUACACAAAUGGUCCUUGUGUGACCCUCUACCAAGAUUGUUUGUAUUAUUUUGAUUUGUCAAAAAACAUGGCCACCAGAGGGUGUGGUCACUUUUCCCCAUAUGUAUAUAGUGGAAGCUUUAAAAAUCUUCUUGUGUGAAACUACUGGCCCGAUUUUAGAAUAAUUUUACACAAAUGGUCCUUGCAUGACCCUCUACCAAGAUGUUCAAAUUAUUUUGAUUCGUCAAAAAAAAAUGGCCGCCAGAGGGCGUGGUCACUUUUCCCUAUAUGUAUAUAGUGGAAACUUUAAAAACCUUCUUGUGUGAAACUGCUAGCCCGAUUUUAGAAUAAUUUUACACAAAUGGUCCUUGUGUGACCCUCUACCAAGAUUGUUCAAGUUAUUUUGUUCGUCAAAAAACAUGGCUGCCUGAGGGCGUGGUCACUUUUCCCUAUAUGUAUAUAGUGGAAACUUUAAAAAUCUUCUUGUUUGAAACUGCAAGCCCGAUUUUAAAAUAAUUUUACACAAAUGGUUCUUGUGUGACCCUCUACUAAGAUUGUUCAAGUUAUUCUGAUUAGUUAAAAAACAUGGAUGCCAGGGGACAUGGUCUCUUUUCUUCUCUGAAUCAAUAAUAGCUAGAGCCUUGAUAUUUGGCAUGUGAUAUCAGAUUUGUAAUGUCUACCAUAAUUGUUUAAAUUAUUGCCCUAGGUUCAAAAGUGCGUGUUACAUGUAUAUAAUAUAGGCUAACAUAGAAGAAACCUAACUCUGUACUUAUAAAAACACUUGAAGCCUUGUACACAGGUGAGCGCUUUAGGUUUAAUGACCCUCUUGUGUGAUACAUGCCCCUUUAAACAUAUCUGUAACUGUCUAUCUUACCUUACUGUGAUCCUUCACAGUUUUGAUGGGAUUGUGGGAUGGAGAUUCAUUCCCAGAAUUGUUAAUCUUGUUGAAGACAAAAAUAGCUUUUAUGUUGUCCAUCUAUCGGCCGAUCAAUCCUUUUACUUCUUUUGUAUCUUGUUGAUAUCUCCUAAACCCUUUGAAAGACUGUCAUGAAACUCAGCUUAAAUACUCAUAUCAUACAGAACCAUGUGCUAGAAGGUCUGUUAAAACCAACAUUAUGGAUAAUAGAUUUAAACAUUAAUGCUGAUCAAAAAAACUUAUUUUUGCCAAGACUCACAUUCUAUAAACUGCUGUAGAAUUACAUUUUUUGUAGAGUUUAUACCUUUGAAUUCAGUCUAGCUGCAAACAAACAAUUUUGUUUUUUUGCUAAAUGUUCACAGAAUAUCAUGAAAUUUUGAAAACUUAAUUAAGGAUUAAUCAAAUCCUGUGGUGCGGAAAAAAUGUUUUUGCCCAAAUGUUCAUUACAUACCUUACGAGCAAAUCUAUUCAAAUCUGUUUCUUCAUGUGCAUUGUUAUUUGUACUUAGCCAUACUUAACUAUAUCCCCGUCUUGUUCGCCUAUACUUUCUUUGUACUUAUAUCAUAUUUAACAGAUCAUGAAAUGAUAUUGUAUAGUUAUCUGUGUAAUUGUUCAGUCAUAUUCUUAAAGAGACAGAUGAUGAUAAAUCUGUAUUUUUUCAGUUCCUUGUUCAGUUCUUUUAUGCUUAUGUUAGUUUAAUAUUCCAGCUUCCAAUAAGAACAUUUUCUGGAACUAAUUACUGUAAAACAUUGAAUAUUCAAGUAGCUAUGGGACAGGGAAAAUAUAAGGAAAAUGGUCUGGUACCAGUUGACUUACUUGCUCAAGCAGUUUAUACUUGUACGAGUGGGCUGGAGGAAGAUCCCUAUUAAUUUUUUUGGGUCGUUCAAAAUUCAAGGUUAUGGGAUCAAAAUUCAGUUUUCUCUAUGCAUUAUAUGUGCAUCAUUGAAAUACUUGACAAGCUACAAAUAUAUUUUUACUGCCAAAGACACACCAUUCCACCAUUCCACCUGUAAAUGUUGCAUUCUAGUCAGAGUUUCCUCAGACAGACUGACAAAAAUCUGUAUAACUGAUGAAAAUGUGCACUGGUAUUUUGUGUCUGUAAGAAGUAUAUAUAUAUUUUUUCUUUCGAAAGAAAUCAUGAAAAGUCUUGCUGUAUAUAUGUGAUAAAAGUCAUAUGAUAAUCAGCUGUAUAGUUACAUUUAGGAUAAAAGUUGAUAAACAUAUUCUCUUCUACUUUUGUUUUCCAAAACGGAAAAUAAAUUUCCUGUUCAUUAAAACAUUCAUGAUAAAAAGUAGACAAUGUAUGAUCAGUGUCUGUUACUGUUUGAUCCACCCUUUCCUGUAAUAAGUUUUUCCUUGAUUUCUCUGUAGAUAUGACCAUACCAUAGAUAUUAUAUAUCAUUCAAAAUAACUCCUUGGCUGAUAAUACAAUCUUUUUUAAAUGUUCAAAACUUGCAUCUUGAUAAGUUUUGAAAUAUUUUGAUUUGGAAUUUUGCUUUGUAAAUUUCAGCUAUUUUUCACACACAAAAUGUAAAAAAAAGACAGUUACCACUUUAUUUCUUAAUGGAUUUUUAUAAAACUUCCAUGAUAUCAUAGUGUAGAAGCAACAUUUACAUGCAAAAACUUAGGAAAUAUUGAAAAGAAAUAACUGUAUAAUCCUUCCACAAGAAAGUGGGGAACUGUCUUUUCAGUAGAGAAUGAAAUGGUGUAAUAGUUAUUUUCAGUUAAAUAUAAUUAUAUUGUGUGCUUUUCAAAAGACAUAUAAUAAAGUUCCUUGUGCAGAAAUUAGAAAAAAAGGCCAUAUUUAUUUACCUGUGUAUUUACCUGUGUAUGAUUUCGUCUAAAGUCUGACUCCAACAGAGAUAUAUUGUUAAGAAAUUUUAUUGAACUUGUCUGUGCAAGUGUUAAUUUAUUGUUAUAGUAUUGUUAAUGCAGUAUUUUUAUGAUUAAAGUUUUAUGUUACAUCAUGUCCUGGCCUAUUGUAUAUGAGAAAAGCAAGGACUAAAUUUGUUUUCGUGAUAAACAUUACAAUGUCUAUUGUUCCUUAGACCUAAGGUUUAUACCUCUUAUGUAUUGCUGGAUGAAUUUUCGUAAAUAAAAUGUGUGAAUAACAUUUUAUACUGAAGAA